Molecule: messenger RNA, 12220 nt
Organism: Alligator mississippiensis (American alligator)
Lineage: Eukaryota; Metazoa; Chordata; Crocodylia; Alligatoridae
Product: mucin-1
Exons: 4
Coding region: 8447-10318 (623 amino acids)
Source: RefSeq, a predicted model, not a curated record
GGGGACAGAGCAGGAAGGAUUGUGCUUUGGGGGCGCGGGAGUUUGUUCCCACUAGAGCAGAGUCCCUGCCAGAGCCUGGAGACCCCCAGGUCACCGCUCUGUCUGCUGUCAUCUGUGACCCCCCCACCAUAACGCAUCCCAGCUCCUCUUCCUGCUGGCCCCCGGGCUGGAUAACAACCUACUACUGCUCUGAACUGCUUCAUUGCCUCGAGCACCCGUGGCUUCGCAGGUGGUCUCUACAGCCGGUAUUUGGACCUGCGCGCAUGCACGGAGACAAUCGAGAGCUGUUCCCCCCCGCCGGGACGCGGAGAAGGGACCGUGCUCCCUGCCUGAGCAGCAGCGCGGUAUUUGUGCUCCUCCUCGUUCAGCGAGUGGCCUCAGGCCUUGUUUACUGCCUGCGAGCCCACCCGCGCGCUCAAAACAUCGUUAGCUUCCUUGGGGGACGUUUAUGGUGCGCAUCCCUGCCAUGCGGCGCGUAACAAAUAUUAAUGGCUCUCGUUAACUCCCCCGGGAGAUGAGGGACUGUCUGUGUUUUACAGAGGCAGGAACCGAGGCACAGAGGGAGGAUUGAAAACAUCCUCUGGAUGCCCAGGAGCUGACUGUUUUUUAUUUUAUUUAUUUAUUUUUUCACCGCGAUCAGGCUGUCCGAGCCCAAAGUCCAGCUCCGCUGGCUCCGAUUGCAAGUGUGAGGGCUCAGCAUCUGUGCUACGGCUGGCUGCUGUGGCCAGACACCUAGACCAUAACGAACGUGGAGGGGUAGUUAGCGGUGCUAGCCCGAGUUAGCAAUGGGGUAGCACCUUGUAGACUAGUUGUCGUGCCAGGUUGUGAGCGGCCAGGUCUGAGGGUCAGAAGAAGCAACUGGGAUCCGAGGGGAGUGUGCAGAGUCUGAAUGUACGGGAGCCAGCGGAUCCAUCCAGAGACCCAGGUCAGAGUUGGGUCGGGCAGAGUACAAGGUACCAGCCUGGCCAGGGAUCCUGCAGAUCAAAACCAGGGUCGGGUGAAGCCAAACUCAGGGUGCUGGCUCCCCGACAAAUCCAUAAAAGCAUCGGCCAAAGGCAAGACAGCCUGGGUACAAGACUGAACCUUGUUGCCCCGACGCAUCCUCAUCUGGAUCGGGGGGUUUUAUAGGAAGGGGUAAGGGAUUAGCUGCCUGCUCUGAUUGCAAGGCUGGGUGGGUGGCUAAGCCCAGAUCUUGGGUGCUGACCCACUGUGCCUACCUCAAUGGUCAGCUGAGGAGGUGGACUGGGAUGAGCGGCUGCACCAGGCAGGCUGUGGCCCCCAGGUCGAGGCCACAGCUGGACACGAACUGGCUCGGAGAGGCAUGAGCUGGUGUUGUCAGAUGCUGUGACCGGCCUGGCAGGGGCAGGGCUGCUAGACAGAAAGGAGAAGAGUCAUAGGGACCACGAGUAGUGACCCCUGGGAAAGCCUCCAGUCUGAACCAGUGGUUCCCCAACUUAGCGGACCAGCAGACCCCCUAGUCUCUCUGUUUCCUCCGUGACCACCGUGCACUUGUGACUGAAGGCACCACUGGUGGUCCAAGCUGAGCCGGCGUCGCACGGGCACCCUACGGCAGAGGGGGGCUUUGUCCAGUUCUGCUGGGCUGCUGUAAUCGGUGGGGAAAAAACACUGUAAAGCUCCCAGCUCUGACCCUGCACCAAGCACAGAAGCUCUCUGAAAAUCCCCCAGCAGCAGCCCCGAGUCGGCUCUGGAGCACGGCCUGGCCGAGGGCUGAAAGCCGACGCAGGUUGUGCUCGCGGGGUAUUUAAAGCGUAAGGCUGCUCUCGAGACGCUCUCUGCAGCCAAGCCAAUGGCCGGAUCCCCAGUGUGGGUGGAGCUGCUGUGAGGGCUAAUUAAGGGUACGCUUCUGGGAAGCUCUUCAGGUCCAUUUUCAGAAGUGACUUUGGUUCCUGUCUGUGUGGUUUCCAGCAAGGCCGAGGCCAGUCUGAGCAGGAGAUCUGCAUGGGUGGACGUAGGAUUUUGAGUAGGGAGGUGCAGCACAAAUGGUGCGGUGCAUCCUCGCAUGUACUACAACACACGUUAUGCUCCAGUUAAUCAUCCAGAAGCACGACUGCAAGCCAGGGGCCCGGGGCUGGAUGACUAAGUUUAAUAAGAUGGAAGCAAAAACGGACAUAACUUCGUUGCAGUGAAUUGAAAACAGUUUGCAGGGCAGUGAAAUAGGAGCUUUGUGACCAGGAGCAAUUAACAGAGCAGAAAUGCAGAAGAAAGGAGAGCUUCAAGGGCAUGAAAAGGAACAUCAAGCCCAUUAAAAAGAAGAGAGGGUCGUUAAAUGUGUGGGACGAAGAGCGAAGACGGGAUCUAGCAGAUGAUGAGCCAUGAAGCCAAGUGACUCCCUCGGUGCUACCUGUUCAGAAACGCUGCUGUCGCAGCCGGGCGGCUGGUUGUAAACUUUUUAAACAGGUCACCAAUGCACCCUCCUUGCAUCCACCUGCGGAGACUUGUACUCCCGUGUGCCGCACGAGGGUGUGGACGUGGUUACAUCGGUGGCGGCACCUUUCCCCGGCGUAACUGAAGGUGCGGGUGAAGAGGCGAGUUUCCGCAGGGCCGUCCUGGGGGGCAGGGGGCCCGACAGAAAGAAGGGUGCAAUGGAUUCCCGUAAAACAGGAUUCAGUUACGCUGGUGUAAAGGUGCCUUCCACCCGACUGCAGCCACGUUAUCAGUUGUCCUGGCACCGGCUGGUGGGCCAGACCUUGGGUGUCUAAUCCCCUUGAACGUGGUCACCCCGGAGAGACUCCGAGCAGGGUUCGUGGCCGUGGCAGCAGCCGGCCCGUGCAGGAGGCUUCCCCGGUGCAGACAGAGCUGCUCUGCUGUUCCCUCCCGUGCAAGGCAGCGUCUGCCCGAGCUACCGGAGGUGCCAGCCCGCCAAGCGCGGGAGGACCUCUUGGAUGAGGAGGCUCCCCCAGGAGACACUGGUGCCCUUGGUUCUCGCUCGCCCCUUCGCUCCCCGCCUGCCUCGGCUCCGUCAAUGCCGUCUUUCUUCGCUGCCGCCAGAAACCCGCUUCCUUCAGGAGCCUGGUGACUCAAAAAUAAAACUGGAGAGUAUUUUGGGCCACGACGCUGCCUUUCCGUCUCUCCACCUUGGUGGUGUUUGGGGGCUUUCUUUUUUUCCUUUCCUUCCCUGCUUGGAAAGCUGCAUGAGCAGUCGGGGCUGGCAGGGCAGCUGGAGUGCACAGAGCUUGGCUUGUCUCCGCUCCAGCGCCUUCCCGGCUCUCCUGCUGCAGAGACAGAGAGGAGCAGCCCACGCCGCAGCAAAGAGGGAAGAGAAGGUCGUCUUGCCAGCUCUGCGAGCCCAGGCGCGGCUGCGGCUCCCUGAUCCUCCUUCGGUCCAUGCUCCAGCUGGCAGAGUCUUGCAGCUCUCGCAUGAGCUGCGUUUUAUAGACCCUUGUAUCCCUAUGAAGGACCGGUCCUGAGGCUGCUGCCUGCCCCUCUUCCACCCCAUCCCGGGGCCGACACCAUCCCUGAGACCUCAUUUUUCCACCCAAGCUUUGGAGAAUCCCCAUCUCGCUCUUCUCCAUGUGCAUCGGGGGACCGUCUCCAUCCCAACAUCUCCCUCCUCCACCUGCCCCUGCUUGCUGCUCGCAGCCCACCCAGCCCUGCCCUUCGCAGCCAGACUCCUCCAGGGUUUGAUCUUCAAUUUGAGCCUGGGAAGAAGCAGCGGUGGCAGCUUUGCUGGACCCGAGCUAGCAAGCAUUGCCUGGUUCAUAGCUUCCCCCCGCCUUCCUUGGAGAUCAGUGUCCUCUGGGCUGCUCCUCAGGCUCUCUGCUCAGGGACAGACCUUCAAAGGGCAGCAGUUGCUCCACGUUCACUCCUGCAUGGACACCCUGGCUCUGCACUGAGGGCCUUCUAGCGGCUGAGCUUAAUCCACUUCCAAAGUGGCCUAAAAACCUGCUUGGUGUGAAGGGGAAAGCAUCCACACCCAGAGUCCUCGUACGCAGAGGGGCACGGAAGAGCUGCUGCAGGAGCUUCAUCAUCAUCAGAAGCCCCAAAUCUUUGCCGUUGCUUCAUUUUCUGUUCGUUUCAUGGAAAGUGAGGGUUGAAGGGACCUCAGGAGUCGCAUCUAGUCCAACCUCCUGCUCCAAGCCGGACCAGCCCCAACUACAGCAUCCCAGACAAGGCUUUGUCUACCCGGGGCUUAAACACCUCCACGGAUGGAGACUGCACCACCUCUCUGGGGAGCCUGUUCCAGUGUUUUACUACUCUCCUUGUGAGAGAGUUUCUCCUAAUAUCCAACCUCAACUUCCCUUGCUGCAGCUUGAGCCCAUUGCUCCUUGUCCUGUCAUCUGCCCCCACUGAGACCAGCCCAGCUCCAUCCUCUUUGCAGCCCCCCUGCAGGGAGGUGAAGGCUGCUAUUUAAUCCCCCUCCGACUUCUCUUCUCCACACUAAACAAGACCAGUUCCCUCGGCCGCCCCUCACCAGCCAUGUGCCCCAGACCCCAGCCUUCACUGGACUCUCUCCAAUGUGUCCACAUCCUUUCUGUCAUGGACACAGCACUCCAGAUGUGGCCUCCCCAGUGCCGAAUAGAGGGGUCCUUCGCUUACAACCUCCCUUGAGGCCACACCUCGCGCUCAGCCCAGAGAAUUGAGGUGCUUUGGUCCCAGGGGAUACACACAUCCCUCCUGCUCUCCUGCAAGAGACGCUCCCCGAGACCAGGGCGUGCACCGUGCCCUUCGUGGUGAUGGACACGACAGAUGUUGAAGCAUGUGAGCAGCCCGGCUGCAGUCCCUCUGCUCUGCUCUGCUUCAUCCGAUCCACCAUGACGCAUUAAGGAGGAGGAGGGUCUAGUCUUUCUUCUUUUAGGAUUGCGGUGCUAUAAAGCUUUGGCCAGGCCUGCGUGUGCUUUAGCUGGGGCCACGAGAGGGUUGCUGCCUGCGCUUGGCAGGGCUGAGAGGGGGAAGGAGCAGCUGCAGAGCAGGGCUGGGGGGCAGGGAGCAGAGAUGCCCUCCUGUCUGAGAUGGGGAGCGGGGCCAGGGGCAGAUCAGUCCCUGCCUCUGCCACCGACGUGCUGUGCGGCGCUGGGAGAGUCCUUGCGCCUUCCCCGCGCUGCCAGUUCUGCCUUGGUGCUUGGGAGCUGCUGUAGUAGUAGCGAAGACAGUUCUCCGAGCCUCCGUGGCCCAAGCAAUCGCUGAUCUCCCCUGCAAGACGGGGGGCGGGGGGUUGAAUAACGAUAAUGGUUUGAAAGCUUCCCUUGCCCGCGGCUCCACCUCUUCAGCUCCGCGGAUGGCAGGUCUGCACCAGGCUUCCUGCACCGAGGGAGAUUGCAACAGAGGACGAGCUGUACGAACCCACGGGCUCUGGGUAGAAAGCCUGUCCCUCCUAUUGCCACCCAAAGAAGGUGCCUGGGUGUAAAGCAAGCAGAGGUGUGAGGCCUUGGGGGAGCCUCUCCUCCGCAGAGCUGCCCUGGGAUCUUUCCUUGCCUGGUAGGAAGGAUGUUGGAUUAACAGUCUAGCUGGAAAGCAGCUGCUCUACCAAUGCUCCCUGCCCCCUCCAGCACCGCGCUCUUGCGUCAGCUUUCGGUGCUGGGUCUCCGUCCUUCUAGCCCAGAAACCUGGCCACGAAAUACCAGUCACUUCUCCCCAGCCAGCUGUCGUCUCGUGGCCCCGGCUGCUGCGUGUCGGCUUUGAGCUCCCAUGGGUGUUACCGCUCCUGGCUGGCGACGCUUGGCCUUGUUAGACCGGCUGGCGUGGAGGCUUCGGGGUAACCCGGCUCCCUACUGAGACCUGAGCCUCGGCGGAGGCUGGCACCAUGCUGCCCGCCCGUCUGAUCGUCUGCAGAGCCUGUCUGAUCUGAUCUCGGCUUCUGUCUCCGCUCCUGACGAGCCGCUUAUCGGGGGAGAAGGAUGCUCUUGGGCAGGAGCUGGCUGCUUUGCGAACGUGCCGUGCAGCGCUCGGAGCCGGACACGUCUCCAGAGCAUCUGUGGGCACCACCUCCCACCUUCUCCCCCACAUCGUUCAGGUUCAUCUCUCCAGCUGCUGCUCCGCGGGCUGGCGUGGCUGGGAAAGCUGCCCUGGGCUCCUCUCUCCCGCUUGUGACCCAGCCAGGCUCGUGUGUCGUUAGGGCGUUGACUCGCUCGUCCCGUCUGAAUCUCUUGGAAGGGCUGCUUGGGCUCUGAUGAAAGGCAGAGGGUGCCUGCCAGGCUUGCGGGGUUUGCAGGCUGCUCCGUGAAGCACGGCUGUCCCAGGGCUCGGGGCCUCCUCUCCCAUGAACUUAUGGGACGGAGUCCCCCACGAAACGCCUGGCCGAGCAGCUCGGGCUGCUGUAGCGCGUGCAUUGCCAGUUCCGCUCCGGCCUGGCUGGAGACCUCCUCCGCGGAUGGCUUGGGCGUGCAAGGCACCGUCCCAGCCGGGACGUGAUGCCGCGGGCUUUUGGGACUCCCCGCUGAAGGACUGAGCUGCAGUUUCCUGGGAGGUGCCAGGCUAAGGUGCUUUUGUGGGGGCAGCAGCACGGGUUUGGAGGAGGUGCUGGGUACCCCUUCCACCCGCUGGGCCCUGCUGCCACUCCCAAAGAGCCGGGCAGGGCUCUAAGGACAGGGGCAGGAGCGUCUCUCAUCUUUGCACGAAGCCGAAAGGGAAACGCUCUCCCUGCCCCUGCUAGAGAGGCGGCUGCGAGCUUCAGCAAGCUCCAGCUCCGGGUGGGUGCGACUUCCCCCGGGUUGCUUUGCAGGGUCGCACAGACGUCCCUCGAAUCCCUGGAUGGACAAGUGAUAAUAAAUCGGAGCUUAUGAGACGGUGUUCAUUUGCACGAGGCUUUUCAAAGCCUGGGUUUGACGUGGCUGUUUUUGAUUUUGAAAGUGGAUCUUUGUCCACCCUGGGGAAGCCCGCGUCUCUGGGUGAGACGGGCAGGAUGCUGUGGAGGACCCAGACACGAGAGGUUGGAGGGCUGCGAGCCAAGUCUCCCCUGCGAGGGCAGCUGAGAUUGAAAUAGCCCUGAAACCAGGUUGCAAGAGGCCUGGGAAGAGGUGCGUGCUGCAGCCCAGCUGCCUAUUGCAGCGAUGCAAGCUUUCCCCCUAAGACAGGCUGGGGUCCUCUCGCCUGCCCUGGCCCUGGAUGCACGGCUCCCCACCGCCGCUUCCGACCCCGAGUUGCACAACCUUCCCGAGGCGUAGGUGCCACGUGACCGUGCUGUGCUGCCAGCCUGCCCGGCCCUACCCCGCUUCCUGUUUGCUCUGCCAUCCCCAAGCUUAUAAAUAGACGGGAGCGAGCGGGUGUUUGCGAAGGGAGGACUUGUUUUAUUCCCAGCCUGCACGGCUGAGGUCUCAGACGACUGGCCUCCUGCUCGGUGUUGAGGCUGAUGGGGGGUGGCGCUGGAGACGCAGGAUGCAGGGAGGGGAAGCUGGGCCAUAAACCUCCAUGCCCCAGCCCCUGGCACUAGCUCUCUCUGCUAGAUGUUGCCCCCUUCUGCAUCUCCCUGAGGCUAUCUCCAGGGCUUUCCCAGCCCUGCGAGCAGCAGAGGCCGAGGGGACAAGCCCGGGAGGAUGCUGAGCCACGGGGAUAUGAAAGGCUGGGUGUUAUUUCGAGCUGGGGCGUUGCACUCCUCCUGCCAGCUGGCGUCGAGGAGCCAGGUGGCUCUGGAUGGGCCAUGCCAACGUGGGCGCCUGUAAGGCCAUGCUCCUGCAAACGCGGGAGCGCUAGCAGCAGAUGCAGCAUCGCAUGCAUGCGGCCUUCCCCCAUGGGCUACCAAGGUGGGCCUGGACCUUUGGCCCCCUUCCUGCGUGAGGUUUAGUCGGGUCGGGUCUGCCCGGUGUCUGUGCUGAACAAACUUGCAUCUCUUGGGACCUGGUUUCUGCAGGCGGUUAUUCGAGGAAUGCAGAGAACACCUCGCCCGGUACGCGAGGCGCAGCGUGAGGGUGUUUGGUGCUCUUCCCCUCGGGCUUCCCGCUGUCUGCCCGGCGCUGUCUGGGCAGAUAAGGGGACGUGGGUUUGGAAGGAGGCGGGUUGCUCCUGUUUGUGGUAUUUCUGAAGCUGCUUGUGGGUUCCCGGCCAUGCAGGAACAAGUGACAUUUUGUCUUACGGUUCCACUCGCAAACAGCUCAGAGGAGGAGGAAACUUUCCCGAGGUGCUUCGUAAGUGUGUUGCACUAGGGAGAAGGAAGGAUCUGUGAUGGGAGGAUCACCCGCAGACCCCAAAGCACUUUUACAAAGGAAGUCGGGAUUGCAAUCCUCAUUUUUACAUACGAGGUAAUGGUGCAACAGAGGUGAAGUGACGUGCCCAAGGUCACCUAGUAGGUCAGUGGCAGAGCCCAGCGUACAACCUGGCGGUCCUGGGUCCCAGUCAGUGCUGUGUUCCAGGCCACAAGACGAGGUGUGUGUAUUCUCCGGUGAUUUAGGGGCAUCUUCUCUGCACCGGCUGCCGUUGUUUUCAGGUGUGGGCACUGGGGUUGGCCAGUUUGGGGGGUUUUUUUCCCCCAGGGUUGGUCUCUUCAGUGUCACACAUGGAGAUGAAAUCGCCACCUGGCUUCCCUGGUUUCACAUGCACGGGAUUAAUCGGAGCUCACGCUGACCCAUGCGCCUGCUGCCUCCUUCCCAGGGUCCCAGCAGCGCUCGCUGCAGCCCCCGAUCGGGCACAGCCUGCAAUGUGCAGGCCCAGAGGCGCGGCGAGCUGCGCGCUUAAGGUGCAUUUUAUUUGGCUGGACCCGGCUUUUCCAGCAGUCCCAAGUGCUCCAUGGAGCCGCCCCGUGCUCCAGCCCUCUCGGGCGCCUCGAGGGGGAAGAAACCCAGGCGGUGAUGGCUCCGUCGCGAUAGCGGCCAGCUGCCGGUAUCUGUGCAGCGCAUGCGUUACCGGUCCCAGAUGCGGAGCGCUCGCGUUUCCGUUGGGAUGUGGUGGACGACAACAUCGGGUGCCGCACAGAAGUGCGGGUCUGGGGCAUCCACCACUGUCCCCCCUUCUUCUUCCCCUGUGCCUGUGUAUCAGAGGCAAGGAGGGUGGGAAGGGACCGCGGGAGGUCACAUCUAGCCCAAAGCAGGACCAGCCCCGACUCCAUCAUCCCAGCCAAGGCUUUGUCUACCGGGGGCUUAAACACCUCCAAGGAUGGAGACUGCACCACCUCUCUGGGGAGCCUCCAGUGUCUUACUACCCUCCUCGUGAGACGGCUUUUCCUAAUAUCGAACCUCAAUUCCCCUUGCUCCAACUUGAGCCCAUUGCCCAUCUCUGCAAGCCCCAAAGCCCUGCCCUCUGCUGCUGGCUGCCUGUGGGAGGCUGUUCUUCCCUCUCCGUCUCGGUGCCCCACAGGUGGGUGGCACGUGCCCGUCUUUGUCACAGGGAUGUUACCUCUUUUUCAGCGUCUCCUUCUCUCUCCUCUGGACUAGAAGAUGGGCACAGUGUCACGGCGCCCUCGGCCCUGCCCACCACUGUGCCGAGCUCGGUUCAUCCCAACGAGACGGGGGGCUUCAGCACGAAGGCGACGGCCCCUCCUGUGACAGGCAGAGACCGGGACACGGCCACCACGCAACUCGGCACGACCGGCCUCCGCACGCUUGGACCGGAGGAGCCGUCUCUGCCCCCCAGCCUGCGGGCAGCCACCGAGGCAGAGGGGCUGCAGACUCCUGUCGCGACCAGCGCCCCAGAUGCCACAACGGGGCUUCGCAAUGAGAGCCAGGCAGCCAACAGCAGCUUGGACGUCCCCUCUCCUCCUCCGACCGCCAACGCGACAGAGCUCAGCCAGCCGGGCCGUGAAGGGGCAGAGCCCACCGGCACCCCCGGCCAGCUCGGCGCCAGGACGGAGGCUCCAACAUCCUCGACCCCCCAGGACUCGCCAGCCACGCAAGGUCGUGCCCAGCCGCCCUCGGGGUUCAGCACCUUGGGACCCACGACGGGCAGACCCGACCCCGUGCCCGGGACAGCCCACGAGGGUGCCACUAAAGAGAGCAACACAGAACCUGCCACCAUCCCUGCCACAGAGGCUGGGCUGGCCACGACUGCCUCCAGCACCGUCACGCGCACCUCCGUAGCUGCCUCCACCACCACCACCACCACUGUCAUCGCUAUCGGUACCACCAUCAGGACACCCCCAGCGGCUGUGACACGGCAAGCAGUGGACCCCGUGCACGAGAAAGCGCCAGUGCUAGACGUGGGGGAUGAGGAGGAUCAAGCAGAGCUGCCCAGCUCGCCCGUCACGGGGGUGGCGGGGGCUGACCCCCUGGUCAUCGCUGUCAUCUCCGUCUUCAUCAUCAUGGUGGGCGUCCUGGGCCUGGUGGGCUUCCUGAAGUACCGACAGCACAGCAGCCGCAUGGAGUUUCGGCGCCUGCAGGACCUGCCCAUGGAUGACAUGAUGGAGGAUACGCCGCUCUCGCUCUACAGCUACUAGGCCACCAGAAGAUGACCCUCCACCCGGCGUUGGAGAGGCUGGAGUGCCCUCAGGAGCAGGCCCUGGAGGACGCGGGCUGAUUUUUGCACAGGGACAGAAACGUUCCUUUCAGACAGUUUGGUUUGGUUUUAGACUUUUUAAAUGUUUGGUUUUCAAGUUUUUAUGCUGAGGGCCGGAGCCCCUGCCUGGCCCUGGCCCUCUGCUCGCCGCUCGCUGCGUCCUAAAUACCCCGGCGCUCCCCCGAGAGGCAUUUUCCGGUUUGGUUUUUAGCCCCAUGGCUGUGUCGAGGUUUUUACUGCCCAUCUCUGGCAAGGACUCACCGGUGCUCCCUGGCAGUGGCUGCCCUGGGCCAGAGGGCAGACGGCUCGAGCCCAAGGAGCUCCUGGGUUUCCACAUCGACACCGGGAACCAGAGUCAGGCAGCAGGUCGGCUCCCGCCUGCUUUGUGCUGUUCGUGCACCUCUCGUUCCCAUUCUGGCUUAGCAGCACGGUCAGCCCAGAGAAGCUGGCAAAGCACAACACCUCCACCCGCCGUGCCACCUGGAGAAGCGUGCCGCCUGCUUGCAGGGGUACCAGACUGUCACACUGGAUGGCCGCAGAGCUGUGGCAGCAGCAGUGGCUCCUUGGCGGGGCCGAGUGCCUCCAGCCCUGCUGCUCUUCCCCCUGGAGCAGCACAAACGUAGCCCCCCGCCUUGCAGGCUGUGGGUAGAUGCCCUUGCCCGUUUCCUGCCCCUGCUGCCCUUCCCUGAGUGCCUGAGUUCAGAGGUCAGUUUGUGCCUACUAGUGGUGCUGGACCCUCUCGGCAGGGGGAGACUGGCCUGCCCGAUAGCUGAGAGCUCCUCUGUGCAGUCUUUCGGUAACCCUGGUCCUUGCCUUGGCUGUUCGGUGCCUGUUCGUGAAAAGAGCCUUACUCCUCUCCCUUCCUCUUCCUGGGAGCUGUUGGGCUCGUCCUGCCUCCCCCACCUCCACUGCCACUAGCGUAAACGGUAUCCUGUAUGCUGUGCUUGAGCCGUGGCUCCUCUUCUCCAGCUCCUCCUAGCCCUCAUCUGGUCCCAGGGCAGGGGCUGAACGUCACUGAGAGCUGCUGCACCUGUAUAAUCAAGAGGCACCAGGCUUGGGAACAGCCAGAGACCCUCUAGAGCCAGAACUUGGUGCAUCCGGGCUUGGUGCGGAGCUGGGGAAGGGUGGGACUGUCAGCCCAGCUGCUCCCAGCAGAGUUUAGGCACGUGACAGCUAGACGGAGCCUGUCCACCAGUCGCAUGCCCCGCUAACACCCAGCUGCCUGUCUCCACAGCUAUGGUAGUGUCUGUGCUAUGCUUCCAGGGCCUCUUCUCCCAUCAGCAAGGCCCAAGUCUCCUCCUUGGCUUAUGUGAUUAUUAUUUAGGCCACACAGCAGGGGAACAAGGCGGAUGAGCUGGGCAGGGGGGCUGCCCCCUCUGCAGCAGGCUGGGACAUUGGAAGUAGCUGGUACAAGAGCCUGCGCUGUCAUUCUGGUUCUGUUGGCAUUGGGUGCGGGUCUGUUAACGAUAACGAGAUGUUCAAAAGUAACAAUGGGAGCGAGGGCAUGUAGUUUGUGCUGCAGGCCCUGGGCAGGAUGCACGGCCUCUCAAGGGCAGAUGCUUCUGCACGGAGCAGUUUACAAACAGCAGACUUGUUUCCUGGCUUUGGGGGCAGGUGUUGCCACUGUUUGGCACAGACAGAAGCCCGUUCCUGAUGGAAACAACUUUGGCGUGGCUGAGACGGCAGUAAGGGCACUGCCUGGAUGUCCCCACCGCCCCACCUCAGACCUGGGGGUGGGUGGGGUGAGGAAGGGAUCUCAGCAAACACCAAAGUGCAACUUUUUCUCUUCUGUAUGUUGAUAGUGGAUUUUUUUCUGCAAUAAAAGUUACAAUUGUCAAAGGUG